ACACAAGGGCAAUUAUGUAUUAACGACGACAAGAUUGUAAUCAUUAAGACAUUGCGGAACGUCGCACAAGAUUUAACUAGAUUAUGUGGAAUUAAGGAGACAACUUCUAAUUGAAAUAAACACAAUUUCAAAAUGUUUCUUAAUUCUUUCCGCUUAUUGUGGCUAUUUAUUGUCAUCCCUAACGUGACGCCUGUUGGAAGACAACUUGACCCCACUUGCAGCGUGGAUUGGAACCUUGCAGGCAAGACAAGCGAAGAGAUUGUUUUUGACCUUUCUUGCAAUGUGACUUCGGGCUGGAUUGGUUUGGGCUUGUCCCGCAAUGGGGCAAUGUCGGGAGCUGACAUCGUCACGGCACGGUUACUUCAAAAUGGAACCAUUAUUUUGGAUGAUCGACACGGAGUUGGGAACCAGAAGCCAAUCAGAGAUAUCAAGAGUGACUACAAGCUUCUUGCCUCAAGCAAGAACUCAAGUCAUACGACCGUAAAGUUUUCUAGGUUGCUGAAUACAUGCGACAAAGAUGGUGACGUAGAAAUUACGGACGAUACACUAAAACUUAUUUGGGCGUGGGGUGCUUUAGGGCCUGCAGAAAAUUUGACGCAGCAUAAACCUACAAAUCGCGGUGCCAUUGUUGUGAACCUUUUGGACAAAAAAGUUACUCCACCGCCACCAAUACAUUCCUCAAUUAAUUUGGGUCAAACUGUGACGUUAAAUUCGAAUGCAACGUUGUACACGUGUAAAAUACAUAAGUUAUCUGUCCAGCAAAAAAACCAUGUCAUUGGGUAUGAGGUAUAUUUCCAAGCUCAGGCUAAGCAAUAUGCUCAUCAUGCAAGUGUCCUAAGUUGCACACCUCCAUCCGGUGCUUCCGCAGAUCAGUUCUUCUCCCAGUAUGCGGAUCAGGAGUACGAUUGCUACUACACAGACAAGUAUUUUCCCACGGAACAUUGCAAAUUUUUCGAAUUUCAAUGGACACUGGGGGGAGUGCCGACCUAUUUUCCAGAGGAGUUGGGGGUUCCGAUAGGAGAACAAAAGGACCAAUAUUACAUGACCAUGUUUCAUAUAAAUAAUCCCUUGAAAGAGAAUGGGUUGGAGUUUAGACUGGGAUUCAACCUAUUCUAUACUCAGCAGUUGAGAAAACAUGACAUUGGCUUUCUCCAGUUGGGAUUAAAUUCCUCUCGUGCUUACUCCUUAACUGUACCACCAAACUCAGCAAAGUAUGUGCUAAGUUCUCACUGUCCUGGGGAUUGUACUAAAAUAUUGCCUACAAGUGGCAUUCAAGUGUUUGUGUACCUGCUUCACUUUCACCUUUCUGGGAAAAAAAUGAAAAUUCGUCAUUUUCGUGAGGGUGUUGAGCUUCCUUGGAUUGGGUAUGAUGGCAAUUACGAUACCAAUUUUCAGAUGAGUAGAAUGAUGAGGAAACACGUUACAGUGUUACCGAAUGACCAUAUUACUGUGGAAUGCGAAUUUGGGACUAAGGAAAAGUGGUUGAACGGAUCUACCGUUAUUGGGGGUCGUGGAAUCGGUGAAGAAAUGUGUCAAGCCUUCCUUAUGUAUUACCCUCGAACAAAGGAAUUGAACAGAUGUGGGUCUAGUGUCGAGCAUGAGCAGCUUCUCAAAUUUAUGGGAAUUGACAAAGUGAAAAUGGAUAAGGCUGAAAAUGAUCCCAUGGUUUUAACACCACCCACAUUAGCUGGGAAACGUUACAGUCAAGUGGUAUCAGGGAUUAAUUGGACCACUGCUCUUAGAGACAAUUUCCAAAAUAUGACAAAAUAUGGACCACAAACAGCAGUAUGUCAAGGAGUGACAUCAGAUAAAAAAUUUAAUGUCAUUGCCAAAUAUCCAGUUAUAAAAAAGGACUAUGUACCAAUCAACAAAUGCGAUGGAAAGGGAGGUCAUUCUGCAUGCCAUAAAUUCAAGGUUUCAUUCAUACUGUUGCAGAUAACUUUAAGUAUCCCGUUUUUGGUUUUUAUGGUGUUAAGCUAAGUCGAAUAGCUUGUACAUCUACUCGGGAAAUUUAUAUAUAUUAUGCAAUCAUAUUUUAUGUAAAAGUGAACAAUAUUAUGUAAUAAGCAUGGAACGUAUGAAAACAAGUCGAGAAAUCGAAUAAUAACAAAUAUAAGUAUUUAUGUGUAUAUAUUUGUGUACAUACAUAUAUGUAGAUCUGUAUUGUAAUUGGUCGCAACUGAAGAUAUAAAUGUUAACAAUCGUGUGUUAAA
Folsomia candida is the source of this 2213-nucleotide messenger RNA. RefSeq names its product DBH-like monooxygenase protein 1. The transcript is spliced from 10 exons. Gene Ontology annotation, biological process: octopamine biosynthetic process; norepinephrine biosynthetic process; dopamine catabolic process. Gene Ontology annotation, cellular component: secretory granule membrane. Gene Ontology annotation, molecular function: dopamine beta-monooxygenase activity; copper ion binding. Lineage: Eukaryota; Metazoa; Arthropoda; Collembola; Entomobryomorpha; Isotomidae. Bases 133 to 1980 code for a protein of 615 amino acids. The record is from RefSeq and is a predicted model, not a curated record.